Messenger RNA from Morus notabilis, 1809 nucleotides. Its product is annotated as sodium-dependent phosphate transporter 2. Gene Ontology annotation, cellular component: membrane. Lineage: Eukaryota; Viridiplantae; Streptophyta; Magnoliopsida; Rosales; Moraceae. Bases 1 to 1809 code for a protein of 602 amino acids. Gene Ontology annotation, biological process: phosphate ion transmembrane transport. The transcript has 11 exons. The record is from RefSeq and is a predicted model, not a curated record. Gene Ontology annotation, molecular function: phosphate transmembrane transporter activity.
AUGUCUUUGAAAAAUGAAAGUGUCACGCUUGAUUUUGCCACGAAAACAGUGGGGAACUGGAAGGAGACUUAUCAAUGGAUACCAAUAUUCGGAGCUUUCGCAGCGAUUACGACGUCGUUUUUGGCCGGGGGAAACAAUCUUCCAGCCCCAUUUGCGACGCCGGUAGGAUCAGGGGCUUUGACCCUUUUGAAGGCGUUCAUAAUGGCGUGCGUAAUCUAUGUUCCUGGUGCGGCUUUUGCGAGCUACGGCUACGUCAACGACAUAUAUUAUAAUUUUCUUGAAGAACGUCAGCCAGAUGCAGGUUUCUUGAUGUGGAGUUUUGUAAUUGUUCUCGUAACUGCAGCAAUCUGGCUUGCUCUGGCAACGUACUUGGAGUUACCAGUUUCAUCUCAACAAUCAAUCCAAGGUGCUUUUUUAGGGACCAUACUUGUCACUGAAGGUUUCAGCUACAUACCCAUCUGGAAUAAGAAUGAAAACCACAAUUUUAAGGGUGGAGGACUUGUUUGGAUAGCGCUUGAAUGGACCGUGGCUCCAUUAGUUGCCUGCUUCUGCGCCUUCCUCCUAUUCAUCAUCCUGAAGACUUCGGUGCUUCGCCAUGAAAACGCCGAGAAAAGGAUCCUAGUCUUUCUCCCAAUUGACUAUGGAGCAUCUGCCGGGCUGCUUUGCUUCUUUCUCUUGUAUCAGGUCAUACCAAACAUAAACUUAUAUAGUUGGGCGGCUGCGGUGGCAGUCAUAGGGGCUACCGUCAUUGGAGCAGUACUAUCUUUGGUCAUUAUAGUUCCUUUGGCGACCAAAAAGUACAAUACAACCAAGAACUACAGGAGGAAAAGGGCUAACAUGUCUCAAAACAAUCCAUCUGCGGAGGGUGACCCUCAAGAACAAGCCUGCAAUAUUAAAGUGGAGAAUGCUAAUGAAGACCUUGAAAAUGCAUUGAAAGAUUUCAUGCAAAUGAGAGUCCUCGAAACCGUCUACGAGGAGGACGAGAAGAGCUGGCCUUCGCCGGACGCAGCACAACAUGAUUCCAGUCCUACUCAUGAUCCGUCACUUAUUGGUAAGUCUUCUACUGAGCAAACGGCUCCAUUCAAACAGCUGCUUCAGUCUACGCCAAAUCGCUUGGUUCAAGCAAGAAACUUUCAGAAGCUUAGCAAAAGCUCCACCACUGAGAAUGUGUCCGAGUUCAUUAGAGAUUUUGCAAAAUCUACCUGUUACCCUGCAAUUGAAUACGACAGACACACCCUAAUCCGCCACGCUCUGGCUGAGAAAUACGACGAAGUAGAAGACUUCUUCAGCUUCCCUCAGUUGCUAGCUUCAUGCAUGUUUGCGCUCAUUCAAUCUGCUAGCGAAAUAGCACCACUGCUGAGUUCAUAUGCAAAUAUCCAAUACAUAUUCUUCCACAGAGAAAGAUAUUCUAGAAGUGGAGAAGAUGGGGUGACGAAUGCGGCAGCUUGUUGGUUUAGGGCGAUAGGGGGAUUUAGUGCUGCGGUGGGAUUCUUUCUCUGUGGAUUUAGGUUGACUAAAUGCCUGGGAGGAAAGUUGACUUAUGUCAGCAACUCAAGAGGGUUGGCUUCACAACUGUCUACAGUAAUAGCAAUUAUUGUCGUCAGUAGGUUUAAGCUUCCCGUUUCAAGUGUUCAUGUCUUUGUUGGGUCUUUAGUUGGACUUGGAAUUGCAGAUGACCCUAAGAAUGUGAAUUGGAAGCUGCUAUUGAAGUUCGUAUGUGGGUGGGUGAUGACUCUGGUAUUCUGUUGUGGGGUUGCUUAUGUGAUGUUCUCUGCCUCCAUUCACUCCCCAGCUUAUGUAGUGCCCUGA